Molecule: messenger RNA, 2986 nt
Organism: Hyalella azteca
Lineage: Eukaryota; Metazoa; Arthropoda; Malacostraca; Amphipoda; Hyalellidae
Product: ATP-dependent 6-phosphofructokinase
Exons: 15
Coding region: 1-2595 (864 amino acids)
Biological process (GO): fructose 6-phosphate metabolic process; canonical glycolysis; fructose 1,6-bisphosphate metabolic process
Cellular component (GO): cytoplasm; 6-phosphofructokinase complex
Molecular function (GO): ATP binding; AMP binding; fructose-6-phosphate binding
Source: RefSeq, a predicted model, not a curated record
AUGACCAGCUACACAAAGGAGCACCAAUACAGACCAAACUUCACACUAAACAACACCCCAAUCCGGCACACACACGAAACAAAAAUAUUAGAGGUCACCUACAACACCUCCAUUACCUUUGGCCCUCACAUCAACAACAUAGUGAACAACGCAAACAUCAGACUCAACUCACUUAGGGUCCUAGGUGGUACAAAAUUUGGCAAAGACAAAGAAACACUAGCACCCACAUACAAACAAUUCUUCAGAACAGUGCUGGCAUAUGCCAGCCCCGCCUGGGCGCCCGCACUAUCCAACACCAACAUACAGAAACUCCAAACACUACAAAACAAAGCACUUAGGCACAUGAACGCGGUCGUCCGUGCCGUUGUGGGUGUGGGCGUUCACUAUGGCGCUACAGUAUUCUUCAUUCGUCAUGGCUACAAAGGCAUGGUGGAUGGCGGGGACGACAUUUAUGAAGCCUCGUGGUCUUCCGUGUCCGGUAUCAUCCAUGAGGCUGGUACAAUGCUCGGAUCUUCGCGUUGCGAGGAGUUCAAACAACGCGAAGGUCGACUGAGGGCAGCCAUGAACCUCAUCGACAACGGCAUCACGAACCUGUGCGUUAUUGGUGGAGACGACUCCCUCACCGCCGCCGACAUCUUCAAGGACGACUGGCCCGGCCUCCUGCAAACCCUUGUCGAGAACGGUUUUAUCACUGAGGAACAAAAAUCAAAUCACUCGCAAUUGAACAUCGUUGGCGUGGUGAGCUCUAUCGACAGCGACUUCUGUGACACGGAGGAGACCCUCGGCACGAACUCUGCCCUGCACCGCAUUGUGGAGGCCAUCGAUGCGAUCGUCCCCACGGUCGAAAGUCACCAGCGAUGCGCCAUCAUCGAGGUCAUGGGACACAACUGUAGUUACCUGGCGAGGACUGCCGCCUUCACGUCCGAGGCCGUCUACUGUUUUACCCCAAAAUAUCCGCCACCGCAGAAUUGGGAAGACAAACUCUGCGAUAUGCUGCGGGAGGAGCGUGCGAUGGGCCAGCGUUUCCACAUCAUAAUAGUGGCUGAAGGCGCGAUCAACCUGCAAGGAAAGCCCAUCUCUGCCAAAGACAUCAAGGAGGUUAUCGACAACAAUUUGGGAUGGGACACGCUGAUCAACGUGCUUAGUCACGUGCAACGCGGCGGUCCUCCUUCCGCCAUCGAUAGGAUUAACGUGAGUCCUUGGUUGCAUCUUGGGGAACACGCAGUUCUAACGCUCAACGAGGCGACGCCUGAUUCAACCCCAUACGUGGUGGCUCUGGACGGCCAUCAGGAGAUAGUAUGCGUGCCUCUCAAGAGCAGGCACAGGAGGCUCCUCAAGAAGCAGGAUGUGGCGCAGGCCACGCACGAUCAUCAGCUGUUUCGAGAUGGGACAAGAGUAGUUGUCGAGAUGAGGGGACAAAACUCUGCUCGCAGCUGCCUCAAGCCUCCCAAAUCUUCUAAUGGAAAUGCAAGUUCUAUGCAAGGCGGCUACAAUCUGGCCGUGAUGCACGUGGGCGACCCCGCCUGCGGGAUGAACGCAGCGGUGCAGUCCUUUGUACGCCACAGCAUAUCCAAAGGCAACACUGUGUACGGCAUAUAUAACGGCUUCGAUGGCCUCGUCGAAGGAGACGUAAAAAUGAUGUCCUGGGCAGAGGUAACCGGUUGGAUCCGCAAGGGUGGCGCCUUUUUGAGAACCAACCGCUCUCUGCCGGUUAAGAAUCUCGAAUUGGUGGCAGCAAAGUUCCGGGAGUACAAGCUUCACGCAUUGUUGCUCAUCGGAGGUUUUGACGCGUACCAUAGCUUGGUACAGCUAUACGAAGCUCGGGGAAAAUAUCCCCAAUUCUGCAUCCCAAUGGUUGUGAUUCCUGCAACUAUCUGCAAUAACGUGCCAGGCUCCGACGUCAGCCUUGGCACUUACACUGCGCUCAACGAGAUUGUUGAGUUUUGUGAUCGCCUUCGGCGUUCAGCGAAGAGCAUGAAGAGGCCUGUGUUUGUGGUCGAGACCAUGGGUGGCUACUGCGGCUACCUCGCCACACUAGCGGGUAUAGCGGCGGGUGCUGAUGCAGCUUACAUAUAUGAGGAGCCUUGUGGCAUCCAGGAGCUGCAGCUGGACAUGUGCCAAAUGGUCGCCAAGAUGGCGCAGGGUGUGCAGAGCGGACUUGUGCUCCGCAGUGAUAGUGCAAACUGCACUACAGAUUUCAUAUACAGGGUGUUCUCCGAGGGAGGCAAAGGCAUCUUCAGCUGCAGACAUGAAAACAUUCCCGGCUACGUGCAGCAGGGCGACACCCCUAGCGUCUACGACCGCUACAUGGGGAGGAAGUUGGCUGCCAAAUCCGUCCGUUGGCUGAUGGACACCGUGGCCAAGUGGUAUCGCAAGCUAGAUGACACGGUCUACUGUGACGAUGCCAACACAGCUGUCGUUCUGAGUCUCCAGGGCAGGUUCACGCCCGUAUCAGAGCUAAAGCCCCUGACUGACUGGGAUCACCGACUCGUAAAGUCCCAGUGGUGGAUGCGCAUUCGUCCUCUGCUAAAAAUCCUAGCGACACAUGGGGCCGCCCACCAGGAGCCAGGCAUAAAGGCCGAAGAGGUCGAGUAGUAGUAGAGUAGUAGUAGUCGCUUUUUGUGUGGAACUCCGUUGUCAAGUGAGGGUUUGCUCUAUUUAGUUUAUAUCAAAUUAAUUUCGGCAUUGCAACGUAGUAUAUUUGCCCAUGCUUUUGUUUUAUUUUUACAGCUUCGACAAGGCUUCCCCAUAGCCUUCAAAUCUAGGUAAAAAUUUGCUCAAUACACGUUGCUCAAAAUAUCGUGUAUAGAUGACUAGCCAGAGAUCGAAUACGCUCUCCGUGAUUUUUAACAAGGAGCACUGGUAAUUGAUCGGUGUUGAAUUUAAAGCUGCAAUCGAUAGGCGUAUCUCCGCAAGUAGCUUCGUGCAGAGGAAGACUGUAUUUUUUUUCACACUGACCUGUAAAAAAAUAUGUUAACUUACAAAA